AUGGCCAACAUACUUCAUUCCCCGCCGCAUGCAUUCCUCGAUAAGUCGAGUCAUUUGGCAUCAGAAGCGCUCCUCCAAAUGGCGAGUCCAUACGACCUUGCACAGCGAAAUACUAUAGUGACUUUGCAACGACGGAAUCCUGGUCUCUUAAAUAGACAUCUUGUCGCAGCAAACCCGUAUGUUGCAAGGAAACCAAAAAUACCCAAAAGAGGGGUCAAUUCGUUUAUGGCAUUUCGUGCAUACUACUCUCGAAUGUUUGCGAAAUUCCAACAGAAAAAUUCCUCAACUUUGCUCAAACGGCUGUGGGAUAAUGACCCGUGGAAAGCAAAGUGGAGUAUUGUUGCGAGAUCGUUCACAAGUUUGAGAGAUGCUGUUGGGAAAGCGCAUGCACCACUCUCAACAUUUCUCGAUAUUGUCUGCCCAAAGAUCGGAAUAAUUAGCGUGGAAGAAUACCUGGACAUGAUGAAUUGGGUUGUCGAAAAGGAUAACGACUCUGUCGAGUUGAAGCAAUACUCGCCGCCAGACUUUUCAGUAUUCCCCGAUAGGAUUGUAAACACGCUCAUGACAGAGAGAGACGUAAUCUUCUACUGCGCCUUCAAAGGGUAUAUUUCUGCGCGUAUGAGUGUCAAAAUCGCCGGUCCAUUUCCACAGUCCGAGAGUCCGUCUGCGAAGCGCGCUACCUCGCAGCAAGGACUCCUUGCUUCUGCCCCUCCCCAGUGCAUGAUGACCCCAAACGAAGCUUUCAAUACGGAGACAAAUGUCAGCUCGGAGACCGCUGCAGCGUCGCAGAUCUUUGGCUCAGAUAUUGAUGCAACAAUGGAGAUGACCGAUACUAUAUGUACGCCCUUUGAAUGGUCCAACAACGACUAUGACUUGUAUACAGCAGGGGAAGGUGUAUUUGAUUUCGAAUCAUACUUCAGCAAAACCCAAGUCGAUCCCUGGGACUCAUUCAAUAUCGAUGAUCCACAGGCGAUGAACGGUUUUCUCACAGGAGGUGGAAUUCAGGAGGGUUACGUAUCACCAGAGGGUAACAAUACAUAA
This is a messenger RNA of Glarea lozoyensis ATCC 20868, 1041 nucleotides long. Its product is annotated as alpha box protein. NCBI's taxonomy places the organism in Eukaryota, Fungi, Ascomycota, Leotiomycetes, Helotiales, Helotiaceae. Gene Ontology annotation, molecular function: DNA binding, bending. The coding region runs from base 1 to 1041 and encodes 346 amino acids. The record is from RefSeq and is a predicted model, not a curated record. The transcript is spliced from 3 exons. Gene Ontology annotation, biological process: positive regulation of mating-type specific transcription, DNA-templated. Gene Ontology annotation, cellular component: nucleus.